Messenger RNA from Wasmannia auropunctata (little fire ant), 739 nucleotides. Its product is annotated as venom acid phosphatase Acph-1-like. Gene Ontology annotation, biological process: dephosphorylation. The record is from RefSeq and is a predicted model, not a curated record. The coding region runs from base 238 to 720 and encodes 160 amino acids. The transcript has 4 exons. Gene Ontology annotation, molecular function: phosphatase activity. NCBI's taxonomy places the organism in Eukaryota, Metazoa, Arthropoda, Insecta, Hymenoptera, Formicidae.
AGCGUUUAAAUUGAACGCAACCAUAUGGUGACUUGUACGCUCUUGCAUCUUAUUAUAAAAGCUUCACGUACGUUAUAAAAAAAGCCAGUAUUCAGUUAAUCCUUACAAUCGAUAAUUCGGCGGAUUUUUUCGAUUUGUGUUUGAUGACAGAUGCCACUUCAUAAAACGCAGAACAUUAUAAUCUAACUUCCGAAGAAGACGAAUUAGUUUUUAUCACAAAUAUACAUCACUAACAAUAUGGUCUUGUAUCAUAUUUUUGAUAAUUAUCUACUAAUUGUUAUUAUUAGUUUAAACACAAUUUUGAUCGCAGCUUUGACUUCUGAGGUGAAAUUAGUUAACGUGAUAUUCAGACAUGGCGAUCGAACACCUGAUUCAACCUACGAAAUGUUUCCAAAUGAUCCAUAUUUAAAUUAUACCUUCUAUCCGACAGGCUUUGGGCAAUUGACUAAAGAAGGCAAGAAACGCGAAUAUAGUUUGGGAAAAUUUUUGCGCUUUAGAUAUAAUGACUUUCUUGGCAGUUUGUACACGCCAAAACGUGUCGUCUGUCAUAGCUCGGAUGUUGACAGAGCUAAAAUGUCUUCACAACUUGUUCUUGCUGGUUUGUUCCCACCAAAAAAUAUACAACGUUGGAAUCCUUUUUUAAAUUGGCAACCAAUCCCGAUAUCGUACUUACCAGCCAACAACGAUAAUAUUAUUUUAACCAUCAAUUGUCCCCAGUAAGUAUAACGAAAAGCAGAUA